AUGUUAAGUUUUUUACGCUCUUCCUUGCUAGGAGCCCGAAAGGCUGCCAGAGCCCGAAAAGAUUCCACCGAAGGAGUCGCGCCGCAAGUCUCAUCGGAGGUCUCGCCAAGCAUUUCACCGCCGGCGCAGGCGGUGGAAACUGCUGCCGGUGCGGCAAAAGCCUUUGACCCGUGGCCUUCAACACCUGUGAGCGCAAGCUGGCCGUCACAGGAGAUCCAGGACUCGGCAGAACAAGCGGAACGUGCGAUCCAGUGGCCAAGCGUGGAGGUCCCACCAACACCUGAAGCUCAGGAGAUCACACAAACGCAGCUGGAGGAGCCCGAAAAGCCUCAGCCGAUCACACUUGAGGUCGCUCCGCAAGUCUCAUCAGAGGUCUCACCAAGCUUUCCGCCGCCGGCGCAGGUUUCAAAGGUGGAGGACGAGGAUGGUGCCCUGGUGGGUUUGAGACAGAAGCCAUGUGAGCGCAAGCUGGCUGUCGCAGGAGAUCCGGGAUUGGAGAUGAGUCGAUAG
Durusdinium trenchii is the source of this 510-nucleotide messenger RNA. Lineage: Eukaryota; Dinophyceae; Suessiales; Symbiodiniaceae. The record is from the annotation of a GenBank genome assembly.